AUGAGCGCUGACAAGGUGGUCAUAAUCGGCGCCGGUCCCACCGGCCUCGGCGCUGCUGUGCGUUUGAUGGAGCUCAAGCAUGCCAACUUCCAUCUCUACGACGGUGGCACCGUCCCUGGCGGCCUCUCGCGCAGCGUCCUCGACGACAAAGGUUUCUUAUGGGACAUGGGUGGCCACGUCAUCUUUUCCCACUACGCGUACUUUGACGAUGUCAUGAACCUCGCCAUCUCUGACUGGAACACGCUCCAGCGCGAGUCGUGGGUGCGCUGCUCCGGCGCCUGGGUGCCAUACCCGUUUCAGAGCAACAUUCACCGCCUCCCACCGGAGGUGCGGGACACUUGCCUGAAAGGUAUUGAGGAGGCCGAGGCGGCCCGUUCCGUGGCCGCGCCUGAGAAGCCGCAGAACUUCGCCGAGUAUGUUUCGCGUCAUUUUGGCGAGGGCAUCGCCGAGGUUUUCAUGCGCCCGUACAACUUUAAGGUGUGGGCAGUGCCUCUGCAUUUGAUGAGCACGGAGUGGGUUGGCGAACGCGUGGCCGCUGUGAACGUGGAGCGCAUCAGGGAGAACAUCCAACUCAAGCGCGAUGACGUUGGCUGGGGCCCCAACGCCACUUUCCGGUUCCCAAAGUCGGGUGGCACCGGGGCCAUCUACAAGGCCGUGUGGAAGAUGAUCCCAGAGGCGCACAAGACGCUUGGGCCACAGUGCCGCGUAACCAAGGUGAACCCGAUCACGAAGACGCUGACAAUGGCGAAUGGCGAGGCGGUGUCGUACGACGCGCUUGUCUCCACGAUGCCGCUAGAUGAUCUUCUCCUCGCCGUGGCGGCCGGAGUGGAGGAGGAUGCAGAGACCGCGUCAGCGUCGGCGCUCAAGGCGCCGCGUCUGCGAGAGAUUGCUGACAAGAUGGUCUACAGCUCCACCCACAUCAUCGGCAUCGGCGUGAAAGGGUGCCCGCCGCCAGAGAUGCGGACGGCGUGCUGGCUGUACUUCCCGGAAGACGGUAUUCCGUUCUACCGCGCGACGAUCUUCUCCCGCUACGCGGACACAAACGCGCCGGAGGGGCACUGGAGCAUCCUGCUGGAGGUCAGCCAAAAUGUGCUGUACAAACCCGUCAACGUGGACACCAUAGUGGAGGACUGCAUUGCUGGUCUUCGAACGGUGACGCUGCUUCGCCCAGAGGACGAGAUUGUGUCGCGUUGGCACCACAUGGAGAAGAAGGGCUACCCGAUCCCGUUCGUGGGUCGCAACGAGCUGCUGGAGGAGGUGCAGCCGGUGCUGCGUGACAAGUAUCAGAUCUAUUCACGCGGCCGCUUCGGCGCGUGGCGGUACGAGGUAGCAAAUCAAGAUCACUCGUUGAUGCAGGGCGUCGAGGCAGUGGGACACAUUUUUUACGGCACCGACGAAGACACCGUGCACAAACCAGAAAAGGUCAAUACCCGGCGCGGUGAGAUGCGCUGCACAUGGUCGUCGACGGCCUCGUAG
Leishmania major strain Friedlin is the source of this 1476-nucleotide messenger RNA. RefSeq names its product UDP-galactopyranose mutase (gene GLF). Gene Ontology annotation, molecular function: oxidoreductase activity. Lineage: Eukaryota; Euglenozoa; Kinetoplastea; Trypanosomatida; Trypanosomatidae. The coding region runs from base 1 to 1476 and encodes 491 amino acids. The transcript has a single exon. The record is from RefSeq and is a predicted model, not a curated record.